Molecule: messenger RNA, 1756 nt
Organism: Aspergillus costaricaensis CBS 115574
Lineage: Eukaryota; Fungi; Ascomycota; Eurotiomycetes; Eurotiales; Aspergillaceae
Product: velvet factor family protein
Exons: 2
Coding region: 27-1379 (450 amino acids)
Source: RefSeq, a predicted model, not a curated record
CCCAAACGUCCGCACAAAUUGCAUAGAUGUCUCGAACCCCGCUACCGCAAUGGAUGUAUCCCGCAUCCAGUGGUCAACCGUCGGAUGCAAGAUCCUACGCCGCUGGUGACGAUCACCAGAUGUUGACGAUGCCAAAUCGAUUCCACACUCUGGAAGAUCCCCCACGCUUCCUCUAUCCUGACAAUCAGGGCUACGCUCCGACUUAUAUGCAUCCCGCAUCAAACUCCAGGGCUCCUUAUCACGGCAGAACUUGGGACAGCUUCGCAGACCCCAAAUUUAACCCUUCGCCAAUACCGGUUGCCAAUCAUAGUGCCUAUCCUCAGUAUGGGGCCCAAAGGUCAAAUGCCAUGAGAGGCGCGGAGUAUGCCUCUGCUUCAGCCUCUGUCUCUAGCCCUUAUCAGGAUUCCCCCAGUUACAGUCGCGGUUCUAUUGGUUCUAUUUCCGGGACGCGGACAAAUGAUGUGGAGUCUCAGUACAGCAGCAGCUCGGCGACCUUUCCAAGCCCCGUUCACUCAGAGGAGAGCUCGGCAAUGUAUCCUGCGCUCGCACCACCCAUAAAGCCCCAGGCACAACAGCAUCAGCGACACACCACGUCCAGCAUGCCUUCUGGGUUUGAAAGGUUACUUCACCAUUCUCCAACUCCAUCACCGCCGCCACGAAGAACCUCCACGACAUCACGCUAUCACCUCUUCAUUCGACAACAGCCCCUCGCAGCCCGGGCGUGUGGUGCCGGAGACCGAGACCGCCGCCCUGUAGACCCACCUCCAAUUCUGCAGCUGCUAUUAACGGACUUUGACCCCAGCACAUCAGAUGAUAUCGAUAUCCUCCAAGAUCCGCGCUUUACCGUUGGCUGCUUCCUGGUUCCCGAAACGCGAGGAUCGAUCUCGUCCGACAUGGAUGGUGAUAGUGCCCUUCGAGAGGACCGUCUCGGAACUGCUCCCGGCCAAUCUACACCAUUGCUUUCGGGCAAAGCAUUUGUCUCACCUUUCUUUGUCGAUGAAGAUCCUGAUCCAACAACUGCCCCAAAUCAUCCAUCAACAUUUGAUUAUCACCUACCGGAACGAAGAGUUCAACUUGCUCCAUCAACCUCCAAGGGAGCCCAACAGCCCGCAGCAUUCUUCAUAUUCUCUGAUCUCUCCGUACGUACAGCUGGACUGUACCGCUUACAGUUCCGGCUUAUGAAUUGGGGCCUCGUUGAGGACACGGGCCAAUCGAUGCCCGUCCUUGCUGAAGUAUGGUCCGAUCCGUUUCGCGUCUACCCUGCCAAAGACUUUCCCGGAAUGCGAGACUCAUCACGUCUCACAGAGGGUCUAAAGGAAUUAGGCUUUGUCGAACUCAAGACCAGGGGAAAGGGGAAAGGCAAAGGUCGACGGAGGUGACAUGUCAGCGAGAUUGGAUAUGGUACGGAUGAAUGAGUGAACGCAGCGCUGGUCGGGAAUCUUACGGAUUGGUUUGAACUGCUUCUUUUCCCUUCUUUUCUUUUCUUCCCCCCUCCAGUGUUCUUUCCUCUCUCUCUCCCCAUGCCCGCUUGCAAAUCAUGAUCUCUUUUUCUUCCAUGAUAUCUUCACUCGAAUCUGGCUUCUAGAAAGAUGGCUAUGAAAGGUUAUAUAUGAUACUGUUACUAGGUUAUAUUGAUGAGAUAUGGAGUUUGGAUAGGGCACUCAGGUGAAAGAGAUGCAGGCUGUUAGUUGAUAUUUAUGUUGAUGCAAGGAUUAGACAGGAAACUAUAUAUGUCACCAGUCAUUGCUGCAAAGAG